CUCCUACCGUUCACAACUUUCCCUCUAAGCUCUGUUUUUUUUGGUCGCCGUACCCAUAAAAGCCGCUCACACUGUCUGGUAGAUUCCACGGCCAUGGCUUAGAACUUCAGAGAACCCCAAAUCGAAAAACCGCAUUUUGGUGUAAACGUGUUGGAGAACACUCUGUGAAUCCGAUUCUGUUGUUCUCCUAUAUGAGGUGAGGCAGACAAGUUUGAUGAUGGCAGACCUACCAGGUUAUAUGCGAUCGUGCUUGCAUACCGGAAAACUUGCUUUCUUGGCAAUUUUGGUCUCUGGAGGGGUUGUAUUGCAAAUUUUGGCAUGCGCUUUGUACGACAAUUGGUGGCCGAUGCUAACGGUAUUGAUGUAUGUGCUUCUUCCCAUGCCUUUGCUGUUUUUUGCGGGAUCUAAUAGUUCAUCUCUAUUUUCUGAAUCUGAAAACGGCUGGGUGAAUGCGACUAAGUUCUUGACUGGAGCUUCAACUGUUGGAAGCAUUGCCAUACCAGCCGUCUUAAAGCAUGCUGGUGUUAUUGGUUGGGGAGCCCUGGCCAUGGAGUUCUCAUCCUUUUUCAUAUUUGUAUUAGCCAUAAUUUGUUACAUUGGGAUGAAUAGUGAAGAUGAUUACAGUGUGCUUUGAGAAUAUGGCUCUCCAGGUGCCUUCCUCUAUUUGUGUAAAAAAGUAUCAGUCUCUGCUCCAUAUGCGAGGAUUUUUGUUUCAUGAUUUGUUGAGCUUUGCCUUAGUCGAUUUGGGGUGAUGUUUUUUUUUUC
Messenger RNA from Alnus glutinosa, 765 nucleotides. Its product is annotated as vacuolar protein sorting-associated protein 55 homolog. The transcript has 5 exons. Gene Ontology annotation, biological process: late endosome to vacuole transport via multivesicular body sorting pathway. The coding region runs from base 215 to 634 and encodes 139 amino acids. Gene Ontology annotation, cellular component: endosome. The record is from RefSeq and is a predicted model, not a curated record. NCBI's taxonomy places the organism in Eukaryota, Viridiplantae, Streptophyta, Magnoliopsida, Fagales, Betulaceae.